This is a messenger RNA of Musca domestica (house fly), 491 nucleotides long. RefSeq lists its product as uncharacterized. The record is from RefSeq and is a predicted model, not a curated record. The transcript is spliced from 3 exons. NCBI's taxonomy places the organism in Eukaryota, Metazoa, Arthropoda, Insecta, Diptera, Muscidae. The coding region runs from base 156 to 386 and encodes 76 amino acids.
AAUUUUUUAGUCACAACUUGGACGAGCUUAAAAACGGUUAUAAAUAAAAGUCAAACGCUGAGGCAAAAGAAAUAACGUCUUUUUCCAGAAACAAAAUCCAAAUAAGGGAACGAUUUUUUAAUAAUAAGGGAAUAACAAAAAAUUAUAUUAACAAAAUGUUCAAAUUGGGCAUACUCCUAUUACCUUUCCUUUUAGUUGUUGUUUGCAUGCUGCGCUUAGCUAAUGCUACUGUCCAACCAAGAGCACCAAAUUUCCAAUAUUUCGAAAGACCCAAAUACCGCUAUCCCUAUUAUGAUGCCAAUGGUCGUGGUAAAUUACUUUAUGGCUAUGGUGGACCGGAUUUGUAUCAAUACAAAACCUAUACCCCACUGGAGGGCAUACACUAAAUGAGCGAAACGUUAUAUUAUUUAUAAUUAAAAGUAUUCUGUAAUUUAAUGUUUAAGUUAUUUUUUAAAUUGACAAUAAAGAGAAAUUAUUUUGUAAACUUUUUA